Molecule: messenger RNA, 843 nt
Organism: Cyanidioschyzon merolae strain 10D
Lineage: Eukaryota; Rhodophyta; Bangiophyceae; Cyanidiales; Cyanidiaceae
Exons: 1
Coding region: 1-843 (280 amino acids)
Source: RefSeq, a predicted model, not a curated record
AUGAACGUAUGGUUGCUUGGCAGAGGAGAGCUUCGACGCCGUCACGAUGACGUGCUCCAGCUGGAAAGAGCUUUCCUGACGGACCGCACUGGCCUGCACUUUGUGAACGCGCGAAGCUCCGAGGACCUUCUUGCUCUUGCGGAAUCCAGACGUGCGGAACAGCAGUGGCCAGUGCUUGACGCUGAAUGGAUAUCACCGGUGGGCACCGAUACCUGUGACGACCUGGUCUGGCAGAACCUUGAAAGCACGCUGGAUGGCCGACCGGAUACGUUCUAUUCGACGGCAGGCUUUGAGGCCGGCAACACGCUCAGUGGCACUGGUGAGCUUGCCCCAGGCGAGGCGUUCCUAGCGUAUCGCUUUUGGCGCCCAGUUCGAGUGUACGCGGUUCAGCUGCGUGCAUUCCAAGCGGACUUUCACCCUGGUCGGCCGGUCUAUCCGUUUCAGGUGGCACGAGUGGGUGUAGGCUGUAGUCUACAGGCCGGUAUGUCGCUGAGCUACGGUGCAGACGCGUCGGCGCCGGGCACCUCUUGCAACUAUCGGUGUUUCUGCACCACUGAACAACAGACCUUGGUUUUCGACGACCCGAUGGUGGGUGUCUACCUUGUCAUUUGCCUGAAAGGUUUUCCACAACAACAGCUAACUGAUCGUCUGCACUACGCUGCUGUGUCGGGGAUUCGAGUUUUCGGAGAACCUAUCUCAUCUCCAGCGCUGGAGAACGAGCUUUCGUGCCUUAUAUCCAGAGGAUUCAUACUAGAUGGUCGAGAUGCAGCUAGGUGGCUGGAUCUACGCAGCGCGCAAGAGCACGCGGCACCGAUGCAUAUUCCAGAAGACGAAGUCAUUUGA